Messenger RNA from Boleophthalmus pectinirostris (great blue-spotted mudskipper), 457 nucleotides. RefSeq names its product cytochrome c oxidase subunit 6C-1. Lineage: Eukaryota; Metazoa; Chordata; Actinopteri; Gobiiformes; Gobiidae. Gene Ontology annotation, biological process: mitochondrial electron transport, cytochrome c to oxygen. The transcript has 4 exons. The record is from RefSeq and is a predicted model, not a curated record. The coding region runs from base 105 to 335 and encodes 76 amino acids.
GCUUGUCCUUCGCCGGCUCACGUUGCAGCCUUUUCCGGUACAGGAAUACAGCGAAUCAGCCAGUGCGGUUUGUGUGAAGGUCGUGCGUCUAAAACUUGGUCAUCAUGUCUCUGCCCAAGCCUGUGAUGAGGGGGCUGUUGGGGAAGCGUUUGAGGUUUCACCUGCCCAUCGCCUUCUCUCUGUCUCUGGCCGCUGCGAUUGCUUUCAAGUAUACAGUGACGGAGCCCAGGAAACAGGCCUAUGCUGAUUUCUACAAGCAGUAUGAUGCCACCAAAGAGUUUAACGCCAUGAGGGAAGCGGGCAUCUUUGAAAGCGUACGGCCCUCUGGAGAGUAAACCAGCUCCCAGUUCCUGUUGUUCAUUCCUUGUAAGAAGAAAGUCCCCUUUGCUGUUAUUUACUGAUCAGAUGAGAACAUUGCCAUGUUAUGUUCAACUAAAUAAACUAUUCUAUUAAUGUA